CGAUGGAGCCGGGCGAGCGGAGCCGGCGGGCGGCCGCGGCGUGAGCCCCCCGCGGCGGCGGCGGCAGCAGCAGCGGGGCAAGCGGGGCGCCGCCGCUCCCCCCCGCCCCGGCGCCGCGCCGCGCCGGCCCGCGCCCACCCUGAGGAAUGAGAGCUUUCCAGGCAGACCUCCUCCUCCUCCUCGGCUGCUUCCUCCUCAGCCACGAACUGGGGCUCCCAGGAAGAGGAUGCUGCCUAGUACUGGGGUUCAUGUACAAGGAGAAGUACCGCAGGAUGACUGAAGGUCAAGCCUCUUCCUUCACCCAGCAGCCGCAGGACCAGGUGGUGAUAGCGGGGCAGCCCGUGACGCUGCUGUGUGCCAUCCCUGAGUAUAAUGGCAUCGUGCUGUGGAUUAAAGAUGGGCUCGCCCUCGGAGUCGGACGGGAUCUCUCAAGUUAUCCGCGCUACCUGGUUGUAGGAGACCAUCUCUCUGGAGAGCAUCACUUGAAAAUCUUGAGAGCUGACCUCCAAGAUGACGCCGUCUACGAAUGUCAGGCCAUCCAAGCGGCCAUCCGAUCCAGACCUGCCCGGCUGACGGUUCUCGUUCCUCCAGAUGAUCCAGUCAUUAUGGGGGGACCGAUCAUUAGCCUGCGAGCAGGAGACCCCCUCAACUUGACCUGCCACGCGGACAACGCCAAGCCAGCAGCCUCCAUCAUCUGGAUGCGGAAAGGAGAAGUCAUCAAUGGAGCCACCUACUCCAAGACGCUUCUCCGCGAUGGCAAGAGGGAGAGUAUCAUGAGCACACUUUUCAUCGCCCCUUCUGACAUUGAGAACGGGGAGAGCAUCGUCUGCCGGGCCACCAACAAAGCCAUUCCCAGCGGGAAGGAGACUUCGGUCACCAUUGAUAUCCAGCACCCACCCCUGGUGAACUUGUCCGUGGAGCCGCAGCCGGUCCUAGAGGAUAACGCCGUCAAGUUCCACUGCUCCGCCAAGGCGAACCCUGCCGUGACCCAGUACAGGUGGGCAAAGAAAGGCCAGGUAAUAAAGGAAGCAUCUGGUGACUUCUAUGAAACCAUCGUGGACCACACCUUCUUCUUUGAGCCGGUCUCCUGUGAGGUUACCAACGCGCUGGGCAGCACAAACAUCAGCAGGACUGUGGACGUCUAUUUUGGGCCCCGGAUGGCGACAGAACCGCAGUCCCUCCUCGUUGACCUGGGCUCAGACGCAGUCUUCAACUGUGCCUGGACCGGGAACCCGUCUCUCACCAUUGUCUGGAUGAAGCGAGGCUCAGGCGUGGUCCUGAGCAACGAGAACAAGCUGACGCUGAAGUCCGUCCGCCAGGAAGAUGCUGGGAAAUACGUGUGCCGAGCAGUGGUCCCGCGGGUUGGCGCGGGUGAACGCGAGGUUACGCUGACCGUCAACGGGCCGCCCAUCAUCUCCAGCACGCAGACGCAGCACGCCUUGCAUGGCCAGAAGGGGCAGAUCAAGUGCUUCAUCCGCAGCACCCCUCCGCCGGACCGAAUUGCCUGGUCCUGGAAGGAGAACGUCCUGGAGUCUGGCACCUCCGGGCGCUACACGGUGGAGACGGUCAGCACUGACGAGGGCGUCAUCUCUACGCUGACCAUCAGCAACAUCGUCCGGGCCGAUUUCCAAACCAUUUACAACUGCACUGCCUGGAACAGCUUUGGCUCAGACACAGAGAUCAUCCGGCUCAAAGAGCAAGGUACGGAAAUGAAAUCAGGAGCUGGUAUGCACGCAGAGUCGGUGCCGAUGGCGGUGAUCAUCGGAGUGGCCGUGGGGGCCGGCGUGGCGUUCCUGGUGCUGAUGGCCACCAUCGUUGCCUUCUGCUGCGCCCGCUCCCAGAGAAAUCUGAAAGGUGUGGUGUCCGCCAAGAACGAUAUCCGCGUGGAGAUCGUGCACAAGGAGCCGGCCUCGGGCAGGGAGACGGAGGAGCAUCCCACUAUCAAGCAGCUGAUGAUGGACCGCGGGGAGUUCCAGCAGGACUCGGUGCUGAAGCAGCUGGAGGUGCUCAAGGAGGAGGAGAAGGAGUUUCAAAACCUGAAGGACCCCACCAACGGCUACUACAGCGUGAACACCUUCAAGGAGCACCACUCGACGCCCACCAUCUCGCUGUCGGGCUGCCAGCCGGACCUGCGGCCCGCCAGCAAGCAGCAGGUGCCCACGGGCAUGUCCUUCACCAACAUCUACAGCACGCUGAGCGGGCAGACCCGCCUCUACGACUACAGCCAGCGCUUCGUGCUGGGCAUGGGCAGCAGCUCCAUCGAGCUGUGCGAGCGCGAGUUCCAGCGCGGCUCCCUGAGCGACAGCAGCUCCUUCCUCGACACCCAGUGCGACAGCAGCAUCAGCAGCAGCGGCAAGCAGGACGGCUACGUGCAGUUCGACAAGGCCAGCAAGGCGUCCGCCUCCUCCUCCCACCACUCCCAGUCCUCCUCCCAGAACUCGGACCCCAGCCGGCCCCUGCAGAGGCGGAUGCAGACGCACGUUUGAGCGGCCCCGGGGGGGGGGACGGGGCGGGCGGCAGCGGGACCCUCCGAGGAGCUCGCGGCCGCGCCGGAGAGGCCACAGCCGGUGGGAAGGCCGAGCGCCGGCACACGCUAAGCACAAACCCGGACCCUCGGCGGCGGCCGGACCGAGACGGGAAGGAAAAGCCGAGGGCCGCGCCGGCGGGGGGGGGGAGCCCGACCCCCAGCCGCUCUCGCCGCCCCCCCGCUCGCCCGGCUCUUCCUUUGCGUUUUUUUGGUGUUCAGUGUCCAUAAUCCUACAGUGCGUUUCGGGGAUUCGGCUCGCGCGGGGGGUGGGGGUGGGGAUCGGGGACGCCGGCGGCUCGGGGACGUGACGGUCACUUGGGGGGGGACACCCCCCCGCUUCUCCCCCCCCCCCAAAUAAAAGUGCCCCCGGGGAGGGGGCCGCGCCAGCGCAGCGCCGCCCCCGCUGUGGGUGUAGCGCCCGGCGCCACGAAAUAAAGAGAAAGCUGAAAGCAGA
This is a messenger RNA of Dromaius novaehollandiae (emu), 2981 nucleotides long. RefSeq names its product kirre like nephrin family adhesion molecule 3 (gene KIRREL3). Gene Ontology annotation, molecular function: cell adhesion molecule binding. The record is from RefSeq and is a predicted model, not a curated record. Gene Ontology annotation, biological process: cell-cell adhesion; synapse assembly. Lineage: Eukaryota; Metazoa; Chordata; Aves; Casuariiformes; Dromaiidae. The transcript has 17 exons. Gene Ontology annotation, cellular component: cell-cell junction; plasma membrane. Bases 147 to 2486 code for a protein of 779 amino acids.